ACUGCGCCAUUUCCUGUCCAAAGCUGGGCGAAUAAGGUCGGUGCCGCGGCGUACCCCGGAAUCCCCCCUGGGGGCUGGUCCUGCACUGGCCUUCAGAGCCGAGCAGAGGACGCUGCUUUGGGCCCCAGGGCAUGGGAAGGUCUUGGCUGCGGUCUGGGACCUGCAUGGAGGGCCCGGGACCUGCGGACGCCUGGGAGCGGUUGCUGGGCAACAGUGCGUGCGGCCUGGCCUCUUUGCGCCCGGCGGGCAGCGCGCGUCUGGGGCAGGCUCCGCGCGGGGCUCGGGCACAGGUCCCCGCUGCCGCAGCCCUACCGAGUGAAGCACUGAGCGCGGCGCCGCUUCGCCAUCACCCGGCUCUGGCCCUCUCACCCUAGCGUGGGGGGGCACUGGCCAGGCAGUGAGGACCCUGAGAUCCAUGCCCUGGUAGACAGAGGUUGUCUCCUGUCCAUGCACCCGCGCGCCUGCCUUCUAACCUUCAUACCGUUGGGCAGAUUAAUUCACUGGACUGGGCCUCUGUUCCAUGGGAGUUGAAAAGAUUUGACCUGGAAGAAACCCUAGCGAUUAUUCAGUUAAGCCGCAACCCCACCCCGUGUUUUAUAUAGGGAUUCCGGUUCACAAUGGAUGCUGAUCAAGAGAAAGAUUUGCAGAAAUUUCUUAAAAAUGUGGAUGAAAUCUCCAAUUUAAUUCAGGAGAUGAAUUCUGAUGACCCAGUUGUGCAACAGAAAGCUGUCCUGGAGACAGAAAAGAGACUACUGCUUAUGGAGGAAGACCAGGAGGAGGAUGAAUGCAGGACCACCUUGAACAAGACUAUGAUCAGUCCUCCACAAACUGCUAUGAAGAGUGCAGAAGAAAUAAACUCAGAGGCCUUCUUGGCAUCUGUGGAGAAAGAUGCAAAGGAACGAGCCAAGAGAAGAAGGGAAAACAAAGUCUUGGCGGAUGCCCUAAAAGAAAAAGGGAAUGAAGCAUUUGCUGAAGGCAAUUAUGAAACAGCUAUCCUGCGCUACAGUGAGGGUUUGGAGAAGCUGAAGGACAUGAAAGUUCUGUACACCAACCGAGCCCAGGCUUAUAUGAAACUUGAGGACUAUGAGAAGGCACUGGUGGAUUGUGAGUGGGCUCUCAAGUGUGAUGAAAAAUGCACAAAAGCAUAUUUUCACAUGGGAAAAGCCAACCUGGCCCUAAAGAACUACAGUGUGUCUAGAGAGUGUUAUAAGAAGAUCUUAGAAAUAAACCCCAAGCUGCAAACCCAGGUGAAAGAUUACCUGAAUCAAGUAGAUCUUCAGGAAAAAGCAGACCUUCAAGAAAAGGAAGCCCACGAACUGCUGGAUUCAGGAAAGAACACAGCCGUGACCACCAAGAACCUCCUGGAGACCCUUUCCAAGCCUGACCAGAUCCCCUUGUUCUAUGCCGGGGGGAUUGAGAUCCUGACUGAAAUGAUAAAUGAGUGCACAGAACAAACUUUAUUCAGAACGCACAAUGGAUUUAGUAUCAUCAGUGACAACGAGGUCAUAAGAAGGUGUUUUUCCACAGCAGGAAACGAUGCAGUCGAAGAGAUGGUCUGUGUGUCUGUUCUCAAGCUCUGGCAAGCAGUGUGCAGCGGGAACGAGGAAAACCAGCGUGUGCUAGUGAUGCACCAUGACAGAGCCAGGCUGUUGGCCGCCCUCUUGUCCUCCAAGGUCCUGGCCAUCCAGCAGCAGAGCUUUGCCCUGCUGCUGCAGCUCGCCCAGACUGAGAGCGGACGGAGCCUGAUCAUCAACCACCUUGACCUGACCAGAUUAUUGGAAGCCCUGGUGUCAUUUCUUGAUUUCUCGGAUAAGGAGGCCAACACUGCUAUGGGACUGUUCACAGACUUGGCUCUGGAAGAAAGAUUCCAAGUCUGGUUCCAGGCCAACCUUCCAGGUGUUCUCCCUGCACUCACAGGCGUUCUGAAGACAGAUCCCAAGGUAAGCAGCUCCUCGGCUCUGUGCCAGUGCAUUGCCAUCAUGGGAAACCUCAGUGCUGAGCCCACUGCCCGAAGACACAUGGCGGCCUGUGAGGAAUUUGGGGAUGGCUGCUUGAGCCUCCUGGCCAGGUGUGAGAAGGAUGUGGACCUGUUCAGAGAGGUUAUCUACACACUCCUGGGACUCAUGAUGAACCUGUGUCUUCAGGCUCCCUUUGUCUCUGAGGUUUGGGCUGUGGAGGUGAGCAGAAGGUGCCUGUCUUUACUAAACAGCCAGGAUGGAGGAAUCCUGACAAGAGCUGCUGGUGUUCUGAGCCGGACCCUUUCUUCCUCUCUGAAAAUCGUUGAGGAGGCCUUGCGAGCAGGAGUGGUAAAGAAAAUGAUGAAAUUCCUGAAGACAGGAGGUGAGACUGCAUCACGUUAUGCUAUAAAGAUACUAGCUAUCUGCACGAAUAGUUAUCACGAAGCUCGGGAAGAAGUAAUAAGACUGGAUAAAAAAUUGAGCAUUAUGAUGAAGCUGCUCAGCUCGGAGGAUGAGGUUCUGGUGGGCAACGCUGCCCUCUGCCUUGGUAACUGCAUGGAGGUGCCCAACGUUGCGUCUUCCCUGCUAAAGACGGACCUUUUGCAGGUCUUGUUAAAGCUCGCAGGCAGUGACACACAGAAGACGGCCGUGCAGGUGAACGCAGGCAUUGCUCUGGGGAAGCUGUGCACAGCUGAGCCCAGGUUUGCUGCUCAACUGAGAAAGCUUCAUGGCCUAGAAAUUCUCAACUCUACGAUGAAAUACAUCAGUGAUUCUUGAGAGAGACAGGAUUUGUGUGCAUUUGGGGAACACACGGAUGCACACUAUGUGUUGUUCCUAUGCUAAUAAAGACCUUUGAUGUAUCCA
Molecule: messenger RNA, 2822 nt
Organism: Gorilla gorilla gorilla (western lowland gorilla)
Lineage: Eukaryota; Metazoa; Chordata; Mammalia; Primates; Hominidae
Gene: TTC12
Product: tetratricopeptide repeat domain 12
Exons: 22
Coding region: 618-2735 (705 amino acids)
Biological process (GO): axonemal dynein complex assembly; sperm axoneme assembly
Cellular component (GO): centrosome; cytoplasm
Molecular function (GO): protein binding
Source: RefSeq, a predicted model, not a curated record